GUGAAAAUGCCAGAGCUCUCAUCAUCUCUCUUGAACCCUUCAAGAAAGUAACAUUUGUUUGCUCAAAGUUGCAUUUGUUUGAAAUUAAGAAUUGAAAUUGUGCUUUUAAAUUGAUAUUACAAAAUAUUUAUUUUUUUUUAAUCCUUUGAGGAGGUCUGGAUUCUUUUCUCUCUUUUGAACAUUUUGCGUACUUUCCAUUACACUUUUGGAUUAUUUGUUGCUCAGGAAACAAGCAGUUGUACAAAGCAAGAACAAUUUAAUUCAAUUUAAUUCUCUUUCUGACGAGAAGCAAGAAUAUAGACAAUGGCUCAUCAUCAGAUACAUCACCAUAGUCAACUCCAUCAUCAUCAUCAGCAUCGACACUCGUCUCAUCGUCACCAACAUCACCAUCGUGGUGCACACCUUCCAGAGGAAAAUGAGGAUAAAAGUGCUUCAGAUGCCAGCAGUGGUCGUCAUCACAGUCAUGAGCAUUAUAACCAUCAUCACCCCCAAACUGAUAGCCAUCAUCAUCAUUAUCCACAACAUCAGGAUAAACAUCACACACCGAAAAAGAAAACUCACUCUAAAGCUUCAGUCACUUCCUCAAACUCUUCUGGGUCUUCCUCUAGUUCUUUGUCAAAGUCUUCAUCAAGCUCAUCCAGUUCUGAUUCCUCUUCUUCUGAUUCCUCUUCCUCCUCCAAUUCCUCUUCAUCUUCUUCCUCCAAAUCAUAUUUCUCCAAUUCUAGCUUUUCUUCUUCCUCUUCCUCUGGUUCAUGUUCUUCGUGGUCUUCCGAAUCCAGUCUGGAAAAUGCCCCUUUGCCUACUGAGUCCAAGCGAGCUAUUCAACGUCCAAAGUACUCACAAUCAUGUAUGGAUAUCAGCAGAGGACGGAGAGCCUUUGAGGAUGAUGAGGAUGAUGUAGAUACAAUGCCUUUAUUGGAUGCUGCUGGCCAACUGAAGAAGUCCACAAGCAUGGAAAAGAACCUGACUGUCAAAGAAAAAAGUGCAGGGACUGCCAAGAAGACUGCAACAAAUUCUCAAGAAAAGGAUGAAAAGGGCAAUAAGGGGCAACAACAUAAUCGUGCUAAAGGGGCUGCAAACAUAAGAAAGACCAAGUCUAUGGAGGUUUUGUCAAGGCAAACAGAUCAUGCUGGUGUUGGAGACUUGGAUGAGAAAGGGCUGGAGAAAAGGAAACAAGAGGCUCAUAAGAACUUUGUGAAGGAGAAGAUGAAGUUUUCUGCCUUUCUGAAUGAAAUCACAAGGCAGGUACUUAGCCCAUCAAGACUUACAUCACUUGGGGUAACAGAUGUUAACAGGCCCUUGAGCCCUGGUCAAACUUCAACGUCUCCAAAGGCAUUGUCUCCGAAGCCAGAACAUAAAAAAGAAAAGAAGUCAAAAAUGACCAGAAGCUGGCCUGGAAGUAGUGCUAGUUCCAUAACAUCAACUGCUCACUCCCAUGUCAGCAAAUACUCGCACUCCAGUAAGCAUUCUCACUCAAGUAAGCGCUCCCAUUCCAAUCGGCACUCACAUUCAAGCAAGACCUCCUGCUCGAACAAACAUUCUUAUCCUGAAAGGGACCUCAUCUAUCAACAACAGCACCAGGCUGUUCCCAGGCAUCGACGUGACAGUGCAAAAAGUGAUAUAAGCUAUACUAGUUCUUCUUCAAAAGGUCUUUCAUCUGGGACUGAACAUGGCCACAAAAGUCAGAAAAAGCACCAAACUGCCCCCAAAGAACAUUUCAAUUCACUGAAUCAUCGAACUUCACACCACAAACCGUCUCCAUCACACCACCAUUACAACGAAGAUAAUCAUAGCUCACCUUCAUGUCCUUGUUCUCCAGAAACAGAAAACCGCCAUCAUCAUGUCCAUCCAGAAUCUCAUCACCAUCAUGCCCAUUCAGAAUCUCAUCACCAUCAUACCCAUCCAGAAUCACAUCACCAUCAUGCCCAUCCAGAUCCCCAACACCACCAUGCCCAUCCAGAAUCUCAUCACCAUUAUUCCCAUCCAGAAUCUCAUCACCAUCACGCCCAUCCAGAAUCACAUCACCAUCACGCCCAUCCAGAAUCUCAUCACCAUCAUUCCCAUUCAGAAUCUCAUCACCAUCAUGCCCAUCCAGAAUCUCAUCACCAUCAUGCUCAUCCAGAAUCUCAUCACCAUCAUGCCCAACCAGAAUCCCUUCACCAUCAUGUCCAUUCAGAAUCCCAUAACCAUCAUGCCCAACUAGAAUAUCAACACCAUCAUGUCCAUUCAGAAUCUCAUCACCAUCAUUCACCAUCACAUCACCAUCAUGAAACUAAUCGUAGCCCAUCACCACACCAUAACUCUCUUCAUUCAGAUUCCCACCAUCAUUCCCCUUCUCCAUCACAUUACCGUCAUGAAUCUUACCACAGUCCAAUACAUUCUUCUAAAUCAGAAACUCACCAUCAUCCAGAAGCUCACAGCUAUCCUUCUCAUGCAGAAUCACACCACCAUCAUCAUUCACCUUCGCCACCACAUCCCCACCAUGAAAGUCACCACACAUCACAUCAUCAUUCCACCCAUUCAGAAACUUCCCACCACCAUUCCCAUCCAAAAUCUCAUCACUAUUCACCUCCUUCUCUCCACCACCAUGGAGAACAGCAUAGUAGUAUGUCUCAUCUUUCUACUGACUCAGAAACACACCAUCAGUUUUGUGUGAAAUCUCAACACUGUCAUUCUGACUAUGAGUCCUCUCAUCCCAAGUCUCACCAGCAUCAUCACCAUCAUCAUUCCCAUCCUAAUCACUCAUCAAACCCUGAUCAUCACCAUCACACUUCAGAUUCAGAACCAGAGCACCAUAAUUUCCAUGAUGAUUCACACACUGAAACUCACCAAUAUUCUCAUUCACAUGAUGCAUCCUCUACACCUGAACACCAUUAUCAUUCUUCUCACAGUGACACUCACCAUAAUCCUCAUCAACAUCACUUGUCUGACAGUCAUCCAAAAAGUCCUGUACAAUCUAAUUCACCCCAUCAUUAUGAAAAUAAUCCCAAUUCAUGUUCAGAGUCCCAAAAUCACAGCACAUCACAUUCUAAAGGACACCUUUCCAAUUUGGAAUUCCACCACCAAAGUGAUCACAAUUCUCCAGAACCUCAUACUAACCAUUUCCACUCAGGAAGUCAUGAUAACCCCCCUGUUGAAUCAGAUCAUUACCGUCACCACAAGUCUCAAGAAUCCCACAAUUAUUCCCAUUCAAAUGCCCAUCACCAUUCCAAUCCAGAGACUAAUCAUCCUCAACAACAUGAGCAUUCAGAAUCUCAUCAUCAUUCCCAACCAGAAUCCCACCAUCAUCAUUCCCAAGAUCACUAUCAUCACUAUGACCAUCCAGAAUCGCAGAAUCAACAUUCCCAUAUGGGACAUCACCAAUUUCAUUCUGAAUCAAACCAUUAUCAUUCCCACUUCAAAGAGGAUGAUCACCCAAGCCAUCUUCGCCACUCACCAAUUGGCCAACGGUCUACUUCUCCACAUUCUAACAAGUCAGAUUCAACUGCUAGCUCCACUAUCCAGGACGAUCAAUCCACAGUGAGCUACCAAGAGUCAUCCUCAUUCCCAAAGGAAAAGGAUUCAGAAUUGGAGAGGUUAAUGAUGUUACAGGAGCAGAAUGAGGCUCUCCAACACAGCUUGCUGCAGACCACUAUGCGAAUGGAAUGUAUGGGAGCUGAGUUCAAAACCGGACACCAGCUCCUUGAAUCUGAGUUACAAAGAACUCGCGUAGAGCUUAGCAGCUUAAUGGAGUGGUUCACAAGACUUCAGGACAACUACUCCUGCACAAAACAAACCAAUCACCUUCUGGAGAAAAAACUGCAUUGUGUGGCUCAAAAUAUGGAUGGAGAGCGAGAGCGACUGAACGAGCGGAUCUCAGAGCUCACAGAACAACUGUCUGCAGCAAAGACAACCAUCCAAAGUCUAGAGACCAUUAAUGUGACAUCAAUGCUACAGGAUGCCCUGGUGAAACAUCUGAAGUCUGAUGAUCCCAUCACUCCACUUCCAGUUGCACCACCUCCAGCUCAGUUCAUGGACAGUAAUCAUUAUGACAAAAUCUCCAUGCAUGCCGAUGUCCAAUCGCUGGGAACCCUCCCAGAGGAGGAGGAAUCUGAUUGGUCAGAAAUGGGAGAGGAGGCACAAAACUGCAUCCCGAGAGGUUCACAGGGAAGUAAUGGAAAUGCGUCGUAUUUCCAAUGGCAACAGAGCCAAGGCAGUUGGGAGGGGGUGAACCAGUAUUCGAAGGGAAUCAUAGAUACAGAGAGCGAAUCUGGGGGCGAGGAAAGCAAAUGUUAUCAAGCUCAUCAUGGCCUACAGAUACCACAUCUCAAAUUCACCGUUCACCCUGAAACCCUACCUAUCGAGGAUACCAGCCUGGCUCGCUUCAAGCAGAGUCCUGAUGGUCCAGUAUUCGAUAGCUAUCAGAUCAUAGAGGUACGUAACCUGGGCUCUCCCAUUCGCGUGCUCUCUGCUAGCCUGGAAGAGAUCCAUUCCAUUGGGCUUCUGAAGCAGCAAGAGCAGCAGCAGGAUCAUCACGGCCAUCUGAGGAGUGAUAAAUCCAUGAUGGACCUCUACCAGUCACAAGCCGGCAUCAGAUAAGUGUUGUACGCAGAUGAGAUGGUAUGUAAUUGGAGAGAAGUGAACAGCCAUGGUGCUGGAGAGGAUAGAAAUGGGAUGGUUGGUCUGGAGUCUGCUCAAAAACUGCUCAAUCACUUUAGUGGGGAGAGUACACACUUGUGAUUAAAGGGACAUUUUAGAAUUAGGAAUGUUUACUAUAUAUUGAUAAUUAUAGUACUUAUGUAGAAAAUAUUAGUGGUGAAGUACAGGUUAGCCACUUCGGCAACUUACAUUUUAUCACUGGUGCAUGAAAAAAUUGGAAGAAAAUAGUGAGGAAAAAUCAUAAUGUGUUUAUUUUUAAUUAAAUGGCAAAAAGUGGGAUUUUAAGUUGAGAUUUUGUGAAGCUGUAACUUUCCACCUGCUAUUAAAUUUGACGUAAUUUAAAAAGCAUUAAUACUUUAAUUUUUAAUGUUUGAGUUAUGGAACAUUAAUUAAUUAGUCAUUGUAAUCUUUCACCAAAAUGUAACUUGCUCCACCUCUAAAACAACUGUCAGCUGGCAUCACUUGCUAAUAAUGCUAAGGCUAAUAAUAACCAAAUAGCUAUUUAGGCAUUGUUUUAGGCUACUGUAUAUAAAAUAGUAUAAAAUCUUACUAAUAGUUAAUGCAGCAAUUUAAUGCUGGUUGAUGUUUAUUAAGAAAAAAAGAGCUUUAAAAAAGAAGCAUUAACUAUAUAUGCCAAGAUAGUUUAACUUGGCUUUCAGUCUCGCUUCCCAGCAAAUAGAGGCUCCAAUAAAUAUGAGGAUCAGCUGUAUGCUCACAAUUUAGGACUGCUUGCGCUCUGUUUACGUUCUAAUUAAUUCCCAAUGGAUAAAAUCAAGCCCCCACCUUUUCCCCGGAAUAUGCAGUUUUUAGUAUAGGAAAAAUGUCUCAUUAGAGAAGUAAAAUUGACUGCAUAUGCUGUUUCAUUGAAGAUUGUUCUGUUUAGUUUAGAAUCACAAUGACCGAUAUUUCUAAGGUUCUCUUCCAGCAUCUGAUCCAUCUUGUUUUACCUGUCUUUUACCUGUGUUGUUGAAGUAUGUAGUUUUUUGGUUUGGUAUAUAAAGACAAAACACUGCAUCAAAUAAUGAACAAAAGCUAUAAAAAAACAAAACAAAACAAAAACAAAACUGCUUCUUAGAU
Sinocyclocheilus anshuiensis is the source of this 5715-nucleotide messenger RNA. RefSeq names its product LIM domain-containing protein A-like. The record is from RefSeq and is a predicted model, not a curated record. NCBI's taxonomy places the organism in Eukaryota, Metazoa, Chordata, Actinopteri, Cypriniformes, Cyprinidae. Gene Ontology annotation, biological process: Golgi organization. Bases 304 to 4578 code for a protein of 1424 amino acids. Gene Ontology annotation, cellular component: trans-Golgi network. The transcript is spliced from 8 exons.